Raphanus sativus (radish) is the source of this 2540-nucleotide messenger RNA. RefSeq lists its product as uncharacterized. The record is from RefSeq and is a predicted model, not a curated record. NCBI's taxonomy places the organism in Eukaryota, Viridiplantae, Streptophyta, Magnoliopsida, Brassicales, Brassicaceae. Bases 433 to 2340 code for a protein of 635 amino acids. Gene Ontology annotation, biological process: lipid metabolic process. The transcript has 9 exons.
UGUUUCUUUUUUAAUUUGGAUUCUCGGGAGGCUUGGGAGGGGUCUCUGUGUUUUCCUUUUUCUGAUCCCGCAAUAAAUCUCCCAUCGCGAUUUCGUCGAGUCUCUCGAAUCAUCGAGAUUUAGAUUUUCCUGUAAAAAAAACUCGCCGAAUCAGUUUGUUUUUUUUGUUCUGUUUUGUUUAAUUAAUCAAGAGUCUAGUCUGGGAGAGAGAGAGAAAGUGAUGCAACGAAUCGUAGAUAACGCUCUUGCUGUCACUAAAGAUGCAGGUCUGUGAAAACUAUAACCUAUGAGUCUUUAAACAACAUUGCUAGAUGCAUUAACGGAGUCUCGGCUCUUCUCUUGACACUCCUCCCCGGGAAGGCUAAUAUCCUCGAAGGUCUUCACGGCUGGGAGCUCAGACCAACACUGCGUGGACCACGUUUACCACGAUGGAUGCAUAAUGGGGUCUCUUCUUUCAAUCACUUCAUUCACGAGCUCUCUGCGGAUUCCGAUACUUCCAGCUUGGACUAUUCUUCUUCUGGAGAAGAGAGUGAUGAUGAUGGUCCUCCGCUCCUCCCUGCAUCACCCUCUUCUUCUCAAUGCUCCUCACGCCUCUCUUGGGCCAGUGAAAGCCACUGGUCUGACUGGAUCACUUUCAUUCUUUGGUGGUUGAUUCUCCCUUUACGGAUCUUGCUUUGGACAAUACCACAGUAUUUUCUUCGUUUCUUCUUUAAACGAAGUUGUUCGAGAACAACUCCCACGAGCCCGAGAAGGAGGCCUCGAAUAAGCAAGACUAACUCUAGCAAAGACCAUGAUGUUCCCAACCGAGCUACUGACAGAAGACGCGGCGUUGUUGAGGAUCUUCAUCUUGCUAUAGAGAUCUGCAUAGAAGCAAUAUUUGAUUUUUUCCACAGGGCUACGCAUCUUCUACUCUCUCCAUCGGAAGCUUUUGCAAUAAUGUUAUCAUGCUUCUCUUCUUCUCCAAGUCACAGCCGUAAAGAAAGAAAGCAUGACCACGUUUCAGAUGAUGAUGAAACUGUGCUGCAGACUGCCACUUUAGGAGAUGCUGAUCCAUCUCUUACAGAAAGGCCGGCACGCUUGUACAACACUAUGAACACUGAUACUCGAACGUGCCAAGACGUCAUUACAGAGCUGGGGUAUCCUUACGAAGCAAUUCGUGUUGUUACAUCCGAUGGAUAUGGUCUUCUCUUGGAAAGGAUACCAAGACGUGAUGCAAGGAAAGCUGUUUAUCUGCAGCAUGGUAUUUUGGAUUCUUCCAUGGGAUGGGUAUCUAAUGGGGUUGUUGGAUCUCCAGCUUUUGCUGCAUAUGACCAAGGCUAUGAUGUUUUCUUAGGCAACUUUCGUGGUUUAGUUUCAAGAGAUCAUGUAAACAAGAACAUAUCUUCAAAAGAGUACUGGCGAUACUCGAUUAACGAGCACGGCACUGAGGACAUUCCAGCGAUGAUAGAAAAAAUCCACGAGAUCAAAACUUCAGAGCUAAAGCUCAGCCAACCUAAUAUCAUCAACGAGGAGGAGGAGGAGGAGGAGCCUUAUAAGCUCUGUGCCGUCUGUCACAGUCUAGGCGGUGCUGCUAUCCUGAUGUACGUCAUCACUCGCAGAAUCAAGGAGAAGCCACACCGUCUCUCCCGGCUGAUCCUACUCUCACCCGCUGGAUUCCACGAGGACUCCAACUUAGGUUUCACGUUGGUCGAGUACGUGUUCCUUCUCUUGAGUCCUGUCCUGUCUCGCGUCGUGCCUGCCUUCUACAUACCGACGAGAUUCUUCAGGAUGCUUCUGAACAAGUUGGCACGUGACUUCCACAACUACCCUGCUCUCGGCGGGCUUGUACAGACGCUGAUGAGUUAUGUAGUGGGUGGAGACAGCUCGAACUGGGUUGGAGUGUUGGGGUUGCCUCACUACAACAUGAACGAUAUGCCGGCUGUGUCCUUCCGUGUUGCGCAGCAUCUUGCUCAGAUCAAACACACGGGGAAGUUCAGGAUGUUUGACUACGGGAGCAGAAGGGGUAACGUGGAGGUUUACGGCUCUCCUGAACCGCUUGAUCUAGGGGAGUGUUAUGAGUUCAUCGACGUGCCUGUGGAUUUGGUGGCGGGGAAGAAAGACAAGGUGAUUCGGCCUUCUAUGGUGAGGAAACAUUAUAAGGUGAUGAGAGAAGCUGGUGUUGUUGAUGUGUCGUUUAAUGAGUUUGAGUAUGCUCACCUUGACUUCACCUUCUCUCACCGGGAAGAGCUUUUGAGGUAUGUGAUGUCGCGGCUUUUGCUUGUGGAACCGACGUCAGGUGAACAGAGGCAGAAAGGUAUGAAGUUGAAGAAGAAGAAGAAAAAAGAGGGUACGGUAGUGUAAGUAGCUUAUAACAAAACCCAUGGCCAGUGUGGGUCAAUGAUGGAUGCCCCCAUAGAUUUUGGUGUCUUUGUAUUGCGAUGUUGUGUGUUAUGAGGCUUUGGCUGUAAUAGUGUACAUAAAUGUGAAGUGUGAUCUCUUGAUAAAAUGAACUUGUCGUCAGAGAUGCUUUUUUUCAGCAAUAUGAUGUAUGUUUUCUACAA